AAAAAGGGGUCGGCCAUGGAAACCGUUGGUUCAUCUUCUUCAUUUGUCUCUCUGUGUCUAGAAGUUUGUUUGAAACCCUAUUUUCUCUCCCAAAUUUUGUGGGGAACCAAACAAGCUUCCACCACAAGCCAGCCAUUUUUCGCUCACGAUUUCUCCCUUUUUUACCAUCUCCAUUUCCACAUUGAUUCCUCCUCUCUCUCUCUCUGUUUGGCUUCCCUCCAUUUCCACUAAUUUUUCUUCCUCUUCUCCUCUGUUACGGUUUAAUCUCCUCUUGCCGUCGCCGGAGCCGACCGAGAUCUCAUCUACAGACCAUCACUAACUAAUGGAUCCGACGGAACUGAAAAGAGUGUUCCAGAUGUUCGAUCGCAACGGCGACGGACGGAUCACUCAGAAGGAAUUAAGCGAUUCGUUGGAGAAUUUGGGGAUUUUCAUCCCUGAUAAAGAUCUGACUCAAAUGAUCGAGAAAAUCGACGUCAAUGGCGACGGAUGCGUAGAUAUCGACGAGUUCGGUGAACUGUACCAAUCGAUUAUGGACGAGAAAGACGAGGAAGAGGACAUGAGAGAAGCCUUCAACGUCUUCGACCAGAACGGCGACGGAUUCAUCACCGUCGACGAAUUGAGGUCGGUUCUUGCUUCCUUGGGGCUUAAGCAAGGGAGAACUGUAGAGGAUUGCAAGAAAAUGAUCAUGAAGGUGGAUGUGGACGGAGAUGGAAUGGUGAAUUACAAGGAGUUUAAGCAAAUGAUGAAGGGAGGUGGAUUUAGUGCCUUAGGUUGAUGAUAUCUUUCUCACUUAAUCACACACGUUCAAUGAAAAAUUAACUCUAAAAAAAAAUACCAGAGGAUGAGAGAGAGAGAGAGAGAGAGAGAGAGAGAGAGGGUGUUUUUCCCAUUAGAGUCUGUAUAUAAAAACCUUGAAGAUGACGAUGAAGAAGAAGAUGGAGGAAGAAGAAGGAUGUGAUCAUUACACAAAGUUGCAUGGAAUAUGUGUGCUCUCUAUCCACGCAUCCACAUUUCAUUGGUUUCUCUUUUAGCCAAUUGCCCUUUGACACGUAUUGAGAAUAUAUUAAAUACGUGAAUGUGUUUUCAGUUUUUUUUUUAUUCCAUGUAAUUUUAAAAUUAACUGUCGGGUCGGGUCGGCGCACCAACAGAAUAUUACUAUGUUUUUUUGCCUUCUUUAAUUAAUUUGCAACUAAGAAUGUUUUUGUGCU
Messenger RNA from Cucurbita maxima (winter squash), 1208 nucleotides. Its product is annotated as calmodulin-like protein 3. Lineage: Eukaryota; Viridiplantae; Streptophyta; Magnoliopsida; Cucurbitales; Cucurbitaceae. The transcript has a single exon. Gene Ontology annotation, molecular function: calcium ion binding. Bases 323 to 775 code for a protein of 150 amino acids. The record is from RefSeq and is a predicted model, not a curated record.